AUGGAAGUGGAUACCUCUGUGAUUGACGAUAUCCUUCGUGGAGCACGAUAUCAGAGUGAAAUUCAUGACCAUGCGAGUUUCAAGACUUUCCUGGAUCGUCUUGUCCUCCCGGGAAUGGUACUACACCUAGAUCCUGAUAGACCAGAUGUUCAUCAUUCAUGGGCUUUGGGUCCUGGUUUACGCCUUUUACCGAAAACCACCCGGCCUAAACAACCAAAGUCUUGGGAUUCAAUCUUAAUCCUCCAGGUGCGUCUAUUGUCUUCGAUUUUGAGUUGCGGUUACAAUGCAUGUUGGAGAGGUUUUAGCUCUGUAACUGGCACAGACAGCUACAAGGUUUGUGACUCACUGGGUACAAUACGCCAGUCGUUACUCAGCACAACAAUUGAAUAUAUGGCGGCUAUCGGAAAGCUGUGGCGUAUACCAACUGAUUGGAAAGAACGCCAAUCACGACCAUGGUCCGAGCCGCAAACUAUGGGGAAAUGGGUGCAUGGGUCAUGA
This is a messenger RNA of Opisthorchis viverrini, 498 nucleotides long. RefSeq lists its product as hypothetical. Lineage: Eukaryota; Metazoa; Platyhelminthes; Trematoda; Opisthorchiida; Opisthorchiidae. The transcript has a single exon. The record is from RefSeq and is a predicted model, not a curated record. Bases 1 to 498 code for a protein of 165 amino acids.